AUGGUUGUCCAAUCCACAUAUGCACCAAAUGACAGCCAUCCCCACCUGCGCACCCUCAACUCCUGCCUUGCGCCCGUCUACUCGGUACUGGGCCGCUCCGUGAUCACCGCGGAGGGCCUUCCGGCAGCAGAGCCGUACGGCACGUCGCUGGUAGCAGGGCGUCUGUCCGAGUUCCAUGCGUCACAGUGCGGGUACUGCACUCCUGGGUUCACGGUCGCAUGUCACGCAGCACUGCACAACGCAGCUGCUGCUGCCGCUGAUGGUGGUGCCGCUGCCACCGCCAUGCCAGCUACUCCGGAUGACGGCUCGCUGCUGCGGGCGCUGGAUGGCAACCUGUGCCGGUGCACGGGCUACCGACCCAUUGUGGCGGCAUGCAGGAGCCUGGCAGCGGAGGUGACGGACAUCGAGGACCUGUGCCGCCGCCGUACGGCAGGCGCUACUGCGGCUGGAUCCAUCUCACCAGUCGCUGCUACUGCCUGCGGCAGCGGCACUGCCGACGUAACCAGCAGUGGCAGUAGCGGCAGUAGUGGCAGUUGCGGGGACUCCUCCUGUACGGAGAUCUCCCUGGGAUCUCGCCAGGUGCUCAAGGUACCCCGCUCCCUGGAGCAGCUGGUUUCGGAGGCAGGCCGCCUGGCAGCAGCCGCAGCAGGCAGGUCAACCCCCUCCUGGCGGCUGGUGGCGGGCCACACGGGGCACGGGGUGUUCAAGGACUGGCCGCUGGAGGAGGAGGUGCUGGUGGCGGUGGCGGAGGUUCCGGAGCUGCGGCGCUUGGAGAUCAUGGCGGCGAACGAUGGCCUUGUGAACUGUGAAGAAGCAACGUCGGCGAGGGAGGUGUCGUACCAUCUCCACAUCGGCGCCUGUACCACACUGGAGCGGCUGGCUGCCCACCUGGCGCAUAGGGCCCAGGGGGUGGCAGCGGAGGAAGAGGUAGCAGUAGCGGCGGUGGCACCUGGGGGAACCGGGGCCGACAACAACAGCGAUGUGGCGGGUACGGCAUUCGGUGUACGGCAGUGGGCGGCGGAGACGUCGGCCCAUUUGUACCGUAUCGCCGGCCGGCACGUGCGGAACUCCGCCACGGUUGGAGGCAACUUGGUGCUCGCCCGCGAGCGCUCCCUGCCUAGUGACGUCGCAACUCUGUUGGCUGCGGCCGGGUCGGAAGUGGAGCUGGUGGUGGUGUCAUCUGACCCAGAGACCCACGGGUCCGUCCGCCGCGCUGACCUGCUGGAGUUCGUCACCGGUGCCGCGCCCUCCCUACCGCCUGGCGCCUCCUACAUCCUGACGGCGGUGCGUGUGCCGCUGCCGCCAGCCGACCCACGGGUCAGAUUCUGGAGCCAUCGUAUCGCCGAGCGUUACAGCAACGCCGCUGCGGUGGCCAACGCCGCAGUCCUCGUCCGCCUGUCCGCCGCUGAAGAGGCAGAAGGUCCGCGGCCCGUGGUGGAGGAGGUGAGGAUCGUGGUGGGUGUCCGUACUCCUGGCGGCGGCGCUUCAGCUCCCGGUGCUCCACAUGAUUCGCUUUCGGAGCAUAACGCCGCUAAGCUGAAGGACGCGACAGUGGUCCUGCUGGACGGCUGGCAGUGCCUGCGCGCGAAGGCGGCGGAGGCGGCGCUCCGGAACCAGGCCGCCACCGCAGCCACCGUAGUGGCUGCACUGGAGGCCCUGGCGGCGACGGACCUGGCGGAGGUGACGGCUGCUGCUAGUGCUACUGCGGCGGCAGCAGGGGAUGAAGAAAAGGCAGUAGCCGCCGUGACCAUCGCGCAGGGACUGGUUGCACAGGGGCUUAUGGCGUGUCUGGGCCUAUCGCCAACGCCGCCGGCGGCGGAGAUUCAAGCGGCGCCGGGGGUGGACGUGAUCAAGGCCGCCGCCGGUGUGGAAAACGGCGACGGCGAUGGAGGUGCUGACUGUGUCCACGGCGCCGCCAAGGUUGCCGUACACGAAGGUGUCAACGGCGAUGCCGAUGGCGCUGCUGAAGCCGCCGUCAUCAUUAGCGCCAACGGACACGGCAUAACGGCACAUUCGCGACCGGAUCAGCAGCCGCAGCAGCCGCAGCAGCCGCAGUGCUCGUCCAUGUCGUCACCGCCACCGCGCCGCAUGCCACCCCCACCCUUGGUGGAGGGUCGCCAGUUCCUGACUGAUGCGGUUCCGGAGCUGCUUCCAGUGACUCAGCCCGUACCCAAACUGGGGUCUAAGUUGCAGGCGUCCGGCACGGCGCUGUACACCGAGGACGUGCCCGUACACCGGGGUGCCCUGUACGGCGCGUUCGUACUAUCGGCCCGCGCUUGUGGGCGGCUGGCGGGUAUCGACGCCUCUCCCGCUGUGUCCCUUCCGGGGGUGGUUCGCUUCCUGGGUGCCUCCGACCUGGCCGGGGUGGGUCCAGGGGGGGCGCUCAACGCUUGCGAGAAGCCUCCCGUGGGGGCCGGAGCUGCGGAGAAGACGUUCUUGGAGGUGGGCGGAAAGUGCGAGUUCGCUGGACAGCUGGUGGGCGUCGUACUGGCAGAUAGCCACGUGGCUGCGCAACGCGGCGCCAAGGCCGUACACUUAAUGUACGACACAUCGACUGAUGGCGACGCACCGCUGCUUUCCAUUGCGGAUGCCGUACGUGCGCGAUCUUUUUACCAGCUCCCAGGUUUGCUUCCUUCCUUUCCAAGCGGCAAUACAUACGGCGACAAGAACAGCGUUUUGUCAAAAGGCGGGUCUGACGUCGACAAAGUUCUGUCAACGGCAGCUGCGCCGGCGGCGGCGGCGCUAACUGCAGCAGCGCUUGGCGGCGGCGAGCGUGACGAAUCAACCGCCAUCGCAGGUGUGCCGGGCUCGGCGUCUCCACCGCCGCGGCCUUCCACUCUGCGUGUUGUUUGUGGCCGCUACUUUACCCCUUCCCAGCUUCACUUUUACAUGGAGACUCAGAGCGCGGUGGCCUGGCCCGACGAGGACGGCUGUGUGGUGGUGCACAGCUCGUGCCAGGGACCGGAUUUCGUACAGGGUGGAGUGUCCGCUGCACUUCAGCUGCCCCUGAACAAGGUGCUGGUGAGGUGCAGGAGGGUGGGGGGAGGAUUCGGAGGGAAGCUCACCUUCGCACGUCGAGUCGCCGUCGUGGCGGCGGUCGCGGCCGUCGCCACCGGUCGCCAAGUCCGGAUCUCAGUGCCUCGCAAUACUGACGCAGUAAUGUGGGGCGGCCGCUGCGAGACAGAUGUGUCGUACGUUGCCGUACUAGAUGAUUGCCCGGCGGAAGACGGCGAUCCCGACGCCAGCAGCAGCAACGUCCACGGCCAGCAGGAUCAGACGUCUUCACCUCAUCAACGGCGGGCGCCACCUCGCUUUCGUGCCCUGGACAUCCACGCGGUGAUGAUGGGAGGCGCCCAGAAGGAUAUCAGCUUCAUAGAUGCCAUGGGUAUGAUCGCGGCAGUGGAUAGCGUGUACGACAUACCCGCUUUCAGGCUGGAGGUUGCGCUGGCGCGCUGUAACCUGCCACCCCGUACGGCAGUACGGGGCCCCGGUGAGAUCAAUGCCACCAUGGUCAUUGAGCAGAUCAUGGAGCACGUGGCGGCCGAGCUGAAGGUGGAUCCAGAGGCCUUACGCGAGGCCAACUUCCUCAAGGCGCCGCCGCCGCCACCGCCGCCAUCACCAGAGCCGGACUGUGCGAAUGACGUGGCCACUGCCCCGGGUCAAGGGGUGGCGGCAGCGGCGCCGAUGGAGCCCGUCGUCACGACCGCGUUAGGCAAGACCAUCCCGCUGCGGCAGUACACCCUGCCGUACAUGUGGUCGCGGCUGCAGCGGGUGGCGGACUGGGAACGAAUCAAGGCGGCUGUUGAGUCGUUCAAUGCGACCAGCCCCUGGCGCAAACGGGGCGUGGCCAUGAUACCCACAAGGCGAGUCGGGGGAGCGGCUCAGGGGUACACUAUGUAUCGCGGCAAAAAGCCGGCCUACGUGAGCCUGCUCCAGGACGGUACGGUGCAGGUGGCUUGUCAUGGCGUGGAGAUGGGCCAGGGGCUGUGGACCAAGGUGGCGCAGGUGGCGGCUCUGACUCUGUCCGAGGUGCUGCCCCACUCUCGUCGGCCGCUGGACAUCAGCUUCAUCAGGAUCUGCGACAACAGCACCGAGCUGCUGCCACACAGCGGGGUGACCGGCGCGUCCACCACAAGCGAGAUUGCAUGUGCGGCUGUACGGCUGGCGUGUCUGCAGCUGCUCAAGAACCUUCGGGAGUUUGCCCUCCCCAAGAUGGCUGGAAGGGAGGACUUCGGGCUGCGGGCCCCCCUGUCUGCCUUCGCCUGGGGCGGUCAGUCCGACCUUCCGGAGAGCUCCAGGGGGGUUGCGGUCGGUCCCCUGGCCCCGCAGUACCACGUGAUGGGGGUGGCUCUGGGGGUGGUGGAGCUCUCCGCCUUUCACCCCACACACAUAAAACGCUUUCUUAAAACGUUCCUUCACCUCCGACAGGUGGAUAUCCUUACGGGUGAUCGUCGAGUGCUCCGCUCCGAUAUCAUGUUCGACCUGGGUCGCCCGGUCAACCCCGCCGUGGACCUGGGCCAGGUGGAGGGAGCGUUCGUACAGGGCUUGGGCAUGAUGCUGCAGGAAGAGGUCACGUACGACAGUACGACAGGCGCGCUCGUACAGAACAGCACCUGGAACUACAAGCCGCCGUCGGUGUCCUGUGUCCCGCAGCAACUCAAUGUGCACAUGCUGAAUGACGCACCGCUGGCGUCGGAGGGUCCAGUAAGCUCCAAGGCGUGUGGAGAGCCGCCCUUGCUACUGUCGGCGGUGGUCCUGGCAGCAUUACAGAGAGCCACUGCGGCCGCUCGGACGGCAACGAGCACCUCAGUAGGCAGCACCAGCAACGGCGGCGACGGGAGUGGCGCUGGCCAAGUGAUGAAGGGCAGUGGUGGUGGCAGCGCGCGAAGUGGGUUCGUUCCCCUGCUUGCCCCCGCCACCGUGGAGAGGGUUCGUGUGAUGUGCGGCAGGGAGGGAGCUGCGGAAAUCAUCAAGAGAAACCUAAGCAAUUGGUGA
Molecule: messenger RNA, 4995 nt
Organism: Volvox carteri f. nagariensis
Lineage: Eukaryota; Viridiplantae; Chlorophyta; Chlorophyceae; Chlamydomonadales; Volvocaceae
Exons: 23
Coding region: 1-4995 (1664 amino acids)
Molecular function (GO): oxidoreductase activity; iron ion binding; FAD binding
Source: RefSeq, a predicted model, not a curated record